GGCGGCGGGGGGCGGCCCGGCCCUGCCCGCUGGCCCGCCCCUUCCGCUGCGGAGCCCUCAUUGCCCGAGCCCUGUUUGCUCGCGCCCCGGACGGCAGCGCUCCUCUCCUCUCACCGCUCUGAGCCUCGCCGAACACCAUGGCAACGCUGAAGGAGAAGCUGAUCACCCCCAUCGCCGCGGCAGCCACCGUCCCCAACAACAAGAUAACCGUUGUGGGGGUUGGACAGGUUGGCAUGGCCUGUGCCAUCAGCAUCCUCACAAAGGAUCUUUGUGAUGAGCUUGCUCUGGUUGAUGUUUUGGAAGACAAACUAAAAGGAGAAAUGAUGGAUCUACAGCAUGGCAGCCUGUUCCUUCACACUCACAAGAUUGUGGCAGGCAAAGACUAUGCUGUCACAGCCAACUCCAGGAUUGUGGUAGUAACUGCAGGAGUUCGUCAGCAAGAGGGUGAGAGUCGUCUCAACCUGGUUCAGAGGAACGUGAAUGUCUUCAAACACAUCAUUCCUCAGAUUGUUAAGCACAGUCCCAACUGCAUCAUCCUGGUGGUUUCCAACCCAGUGGAUAUAUUAACCUAUGUCACAUGGAAGCUGAGUGGCCUGCCAAAACACCGUGUGAUUGGAAGUGGCUGCAAUCUAGACACAGCAAGAUUUCGCUAUCUGAUGUCUGAGAGACUUGGUAUCCACCCAGCCAGCUGCCAUGGCUGGAUCUUGGGAGAACAUGGUGAUUCUAGUGUGGCUGUUUGGAGCGGAGUUAAUGUGGCAGGCGUUUCUCUCCAGGAGCUGAAUCCUGCCAUGGGAACUGACAAAGAUGGCGAGAACUGGAAGGAAGUCCACAAGCAAGUGGUUGAAAGUGCCUAUGAGGUAAUCAAACUUAAGGGAUACACAAACUGGGCUAUUGGCCUUAGUGUUGCUGACCUCUGUGAGACCAUGCUGAAGAACUUGUGCCGCGUUCAUUCAGUCUCAACACUGGUAAAGGGCAUGUAUGGUGUUGAGAAUGAUGUCUUCUUGAGCCUUCCUGCUGUCUUAAAUUCCUCUGGAUUGACAAGUGUUAUUAACCAAAAGCUGAAGGAUGAUGAGGUGGCUCAGCUGAAGAAGAGUGCAGAUACACUGUGGAACAUCCAGAAAGACCUCAAAGAUCUGUAACUCAUGAGUGUUAGAUUCCGGUAACAGAAAAACAGCAUGUUGUGUGUGAAUACACAUCCUUAUGGUUAACAUUUAAUGCUCUUCCAGACUGAGCUUUGUCCACAGUAGCUAUACUUUUGCUUGCUGUAACGCACAGGCCUUAUGAACAAAUAAAGCGACCUUCAAGCAUG
This is a messenger RNA of Chroicocephalus ridibundus (black-headed gull), 1309 nucleotides long. RefSeq names its product lactate dehydrogenase B (gene LDHB). Gene Ontology annotation, biological process: lactate metabolic process; pyruvate metabolic process. The transcript is spliced from 8 exons. NCBI's taxonomy places the organism in Eukaryota, Metazoa, Chordata, Aves, Charadriiformes, Laridae. Gene Ontology annotation, molecular function: L-lactate dehydrogenase (NAD+) activity. The coding region runs from base 138 to 1139 and encodes 333 amino acids. The record is from RefSeq and is a predicted model, not a curated record. Gene Ontology annotation, cellular component: cytoplasm.